Microbotryum saponariae is the source of this 2189-nucleotide messenger RNA. The record is from the annotation of a GenBank genome assembly. Lineage: Eukaryota; Fungi; Basidiomycota; Microbotryomycetes; Microbotryales; Microbotryaceae.
AUGACGGUGCCAACAUCCCCCCUCACCUCGUCGCAGGCAACUCAACUGCUGACGCUGCUCGUACACCAAGUCGCUGCUCCGCACCUCGUCUCGCUCCUGUCGCAGCCCUCGCUCCGUACGACCUUGUACCACCUCCUAUCGACGAGCCAUCCCGGCGACCCGCAUCGACCGCUCCUUCAUGCGCUCUUGGAUCGACUCUCGCACCUCUCUGGCACGUUCACCUACACGCUCUGUGGCCUGUAUGCGCUCCACUUUGGUCCGACCGACCGCGCGCGAGUCGAGUCAGUCCUCGAUCGAGUGCUGCGAGUCGACUCGACCAUCCACGACCAAGUUCUCAACACGGCGCCCCUAGUCUUCGCGUCCCAUUCAUCAAACGAAACAGACGACGAGUGGCAACUUUGCCAACUUUCAAUGGCGAUGAUCCGAGUCAGUUCGACGAUCGCUCGAGCAUAUGCACGUCAUCCCGAGGUAUGGCAAGCGUUCCACAAGCUCUAUCAAUCUACGAUCUCCAGUGGCCAAAUCGAGCAGCAACUGCAUCAGAAGGUCUUUAUCCUUUCUACUGUCGAAGCGAUGCUCGAAGCCGCGUUCUGGACCCCACUUCGUUCGGCUCAAAACGAUCAGGAUGUCCACGUCCUCCUCGUCCAACUCGACACCGUCCUCCGGCCCGUACUACAUUCGAGCCAGGAGUCCUCGUCCUCGUCCUCCAUACCGAAAGCGGGUGUCGAUGCACCUCUCUUGGCCGAUCUCGAGACCUUAUUCUCCACAUCGGCGACAUUGCAACGGUCGAGCGGCAGGGCCUCAGCCAACGAGAUCAAAGCAAAGAUCGAUCGACUGGUUCAAGGAUUACGAGGUCUGCAAAGUCGAGAGGUCGGCGAGUGGUUCAAACGACUGCAAAGUCUCCGACCCGUGUCGAGACCAGCCCACGACAGCGUGCCGGGUAAAGGCAAAGGAAAGGUCGUGGAGCAAGAAGUGCUUUCACCAGAACAAGAGGCGAGUCGACUCUAUCCAGCUCCAAAGGCUGUACCCCCACACUAACCCAAGCUUGUACAACACAGGAUCUCCUCUCUUUGCAGAUCAGUCAAAUCCUGGACGUGCUACCCGACCUAUCGCCCAAUUUUCUGCGCACAUGCUUGCUCCACCCAAGGUUCUCAUCGACCUCUGCCCCCUCCGAAGCCGUCAUCGCCUCCAUCUUCGAGGAGAGUUUACCCUCGGAUUUGGAUGAACUUCUUCGCAAUCCCGUCCCAUCUACUAAGAUCGAAGAACCGACAAAGAUUCCAACCCAAUCUGUCCCUCCCCGGCCGAAUGAUGCGCACGCACCCAUCAUCCGCUCCAACAUCUUUGACUCGGCGUCGCUGAACCCGACCUUGCUCAAGACGAACCGAUCCACGGUACACGACCAAAACGAAUCGAAGCAGUUCCUCGCCGAUCAGUCGUUCAUGACCGAACAACUCAAAGCGCUCAUCAUCGAACGAGCCGAACGAGAAUCUUCCGAUUCGGAAAAUGACGAUGAUGAAGAAGUUGUUGAUGAUGAUGAGGAGGACCGGUUCAGAGCGGUUGAACGCUCGUUCGAAGUUCGGGACCGUAACGAAGGGAUUGAAACACCCCUUGCUACUACGACGUCUGGGGCGAACACGCCUUUGAAGGGAAGUGUUGCUGCAAGUGAUACGUCGACUUUGAACGCGUUCAAUAACGCGACGCUCGUUAAAUUGCUUGAACGAACUUACCUCUCCGAUCCGGCUUUGUUCGAUCGGUCGUCAGCGACGCGCAAAUCCAAGAUGAGGGCCGAGUUGAAGCAGAAGACUGGACUCGGGGAUGAACAGCUGGAAGGGUGGAGGAUCAUGCUGGAGAGGGACCCGAAGAGGAAGGAGAAGGUGUUGGAGCGUAGGAUGGUCGAGGAUGUCAAAGAACGACAUGCUGGUCCGGGGUCGGAAGAGGACGACAGCGACGAGGAAGACGAGGACGGAGAGGCACGACCGAAUGCGGGAGGGAGAGGAGGAGGGAAUCAUGAUCAGGGCCUUGGUCGGGGUAGGGGACGAGGGCGAGGUGGCGGUGGCGGUGGCGGUGGCGCGAGAGGCGGACGAGGCGGUGGGCGAGGAGGACGAGGCGAUGGCAAUCGUGCGGCGCACGUCAGAAGGCAGAGAGGCAAUGAUAAGAAGAUGGCAAAGAUGGGUGCAGGACCGCCUCUGUAG